AUGUUCCUGCAGAUUGUGUCUGCGCUGUGCAUCGCGGCUCUUCUCUCCGGUUCUCUGGAAGGGAAGGGUGUCCAGAUGCAGAGAGAUGUCCAGUGCUGUAUGCAGUACUCCCAGGGGAAAGUGCGGACCAAGGACGUGCUGAGGUACGAGGUCCAGACGGAGGGGCCGGACUGCAGCAUACGAGCCAUCAUAUUGUACACAAAGAAGGCAGUGAAAUGUGCAGACCCUGGAGACAGGAGAGUGAGGAGGUUACUACGGAAACUGGACCAGAGGCAGAGGGCCAAAGCCCAUAGGACCACAUGGCUCCACCCACACAUGAACCUGCCAAUCAUAUCCGAGUCUUAA
Molecule: messenger RNA, 345 nt
Organism: Chanos chanos (milkfish)
Lineage: Eukaryota; Metazoa; Chordata; Actinopteri; Gonorynchiformes; Chanidae
Gene: ccl44
Product: chemokine (C-C motif) ligand 44
Exons: 4
Coding region: 1-345 (114 amino acids)
Biological process (GO): immune response
Cellular component (GO): extracellular region
Molecular function (GO): chemokine activity
Source: RefSeq, a predicted model, not a curated record